Molecule: messenger RNA, 3776 nt
Organism: Synchiropus splendidus (mandarinfish)
Lineage: Eukaryota; Metazoa; Chordata; Actinopteri; Syngnathiformes; Callionymidae
Gene: arrdc2
Product: arrestin domain containing 2
Exons: 7
Coding region: 1481-2710 (409 amino acids)
Biological process (GO): protein transport
Cellular component (GO): cytoplasm; plasma membrane
Source: RefSeq, a predicted model, not a curated record
CUCAAACCACACUCGUAUCUCUUUUGGGGAAUAAAUCGAAUGUGUCUACUGUGCUUAGAUUUGUGUUUAUUUCCCCCAAAUUUGGGUACGAUGGCGUCUGUUGAACAGAACAAAAACUCUCUAUAUCUGGUCGUCUUCUCAAUACACAAUAAAAAGGAAUAUCUCCUGAAAAAAAUUGGAGUUUCUUAACGUCGCCGUUAUAUAGUUGUCCACUUGGUGGCAGUAUAUAGCCAAUCCACCAGCGAGCAAAAAGCGUAAACAACUUUGUUUAGCUCAGGCUUGUGUCUCGUCAUUGGAAUUUUGAGUUUCUCUCGUAAACAAAUGUGCACAGCAAUCAUCGACUUGACCCAUGGUGAAAGCAAAACUUUCUAGACAUGAAUUCUUAAAGCGUUUUCUUUUGUUUUGUUUUGAAAAGUCUGCAAUAUUUUUUUACAUGUGUUUUCGUGAUUCAGAGACACGUUUGAUGAAAGUAUCAACCUGGUUGUGUUUAAUCACAAGCCACAAGUUGUGGCGUAAACAGCCUUGCUCUGCAGUGAAACUGUUGUUGCUCAGUGAGCUGUCUUCUAGGAACUCGACCAUAAGUCAUCACAGACUGUUUUCUUCAGUGCUUCCUCCACACCCAGCCUACAUGUUUACGACGCUGCCUUCAAGACGUGUAGGGAAAAAGUCCCAAUGUGUGUUUGUUGAAGCUGGAAUUUUGCUAGAGUCGCCUUGUGAUCUGAUCGUCUUAUGAAGAGAAAUUUAUUUCGCUUUUGUUUCAGUUCAUGACUAAAGGGUUUUGUAAAUCACAUGAGAUGGUGAUGAUGAUGGAACUUUGCUGUGUCCACAGAGGAAUAGAUUGGUUAACUAUCACUUGAACGCCGAACAUAUCGAACGUAUCGUUCAAACAAAUCUGGUCUCUCACGCCUUGGGUGCUGUUUAAAAGCUUAUCAGCUCGAGUCACGGUGCUGUGAGAUUUCGCACGUUUGCAAUUGGAGUGACGCUGAACAUAAUGAAACGGAGGGUUAAUGAUCAACCAAUUGUUUUCAUGACUGGCGUGUUAUAAUCAGCAAAAAAUGUUUUAAAAGUUAUCCAAGUUUUAAAUCACCUAAAAAAAUCACUUGCAAAAUGUUAAUACUCCAUUUCUACUUCUUAGCACUUCCUAGUUGAAUCGCCGUGGAUUUGAGCAACAAUUAAAUCCCCGCAAUUAAAGUUUUAAUCGUGCAGCUCCUAGUUUAUUUUUAUUGUCGAACAGUCUAUGUCCACGAUCAGAAAGCUUCCGCGGGCUUGUUUUGUCGGUGAACUGGGCAAGUCGGAGCCGAACAGGAGCGCCUGAACGCAGCAGCGCCUCUCAUGAGACAUUACAUAAUGGUGACAGGCCCCGCCCCUUUUGAAAACUGCAAAUAGGGCCGCCGUCAAACGUGAACAAUAGUCAAGUGCCUUGUAAGUCAGCGAAAGAAACCAGGAUUGAACUGUCAGAGGAUUUGGACGCGCAGCUGUCAUGAUUUUUGAUAAGUUGAAAAAGUUGGACAUCACGUUCGACUCUCCGGAGCUCGACUGCCCUCCGGUGUUCAGCAGCGGGGAUGUGGUGUCCGGCCGAGUGGUGCUGGAGCUGACGGGGGAGAGUCGGGUGGACUCGCUCAAGCUCCACGCCGAGGGCAUCGCCAAAGUGCAUUGGACCGAGUCCCGGUCCGCAGGCUCCAGCACAGCUUACACACAGAACUACAGCGAUGAAGUGGAGUACUUGAACCGGAGAGAGGUGCUGCUGCAGGCAGACAACGGUGAAGUGACUGUUCUUCCUGCCGGCCGACAUGAAUUUCCCUUCAGCUUUCAGCUUCCAGAGGAGACACUGGUCACCUCCUUUGAGGGGAAACACGGCAGCAUUCGCUAUUGGGUCAAAGUCAAGCUCCACAGGCCGUGGUCCACAGUCCGGAAGAUCAAGAAAGAGUUCACUGUCAUCGAGCCGAUUGACGUCAACACACCAGCUCUUCUUGCGCCACAGGCUGGAACCAAAGAUAAGACAGCGCGGACGUGGUACCGCAACUUUGGACAGGUUUCUGUCACCGCAAAGAUUGACCGCAAGGGUUACACACCAGGUGAUGUGAUCGCCGUCUUCGCAGAGUUCGACAAUUCUACCUCCAGAUCAAUUGUGCCCAAAGCAUUCAUCACACAGACUCAAACGUUCAUCGCCCGUGGCACCAUGAAGCAGAAGUGUUCAGUGGUGGCCACGCUGUGUGGCGACAUUGUGGGCACCAGAUGCAGAGAGACGUGGCACGGCCGAGCCAUCAAGAUCCCCCCUGUCGGUCCAUCCAUCCUGCAGUGCCGCAUCAUCAAAGUGGAGUAUAUGCUGAAGGUCUGUGUUGACGUGCCAGGGACUUCCAAGCUUUGUCUGGAGCUGCCUCUGGUCAUUGGUACCAUCCCUUUGCAUCCGUUCGGGAGCAGGACAUCCAGCGUCAGUAGCCAGUAUAGCGUCAAUCUGGAAUGGCUGCGCAUGGCUAUCCCAGAGCAGCCUGAGCCUCCUCCUGAAUACAGCGCUGUGGUGACAGAGGAGGAGGCAGACCAGUGCAGCAACACAGUGGUGCCUCAGCCUGCCGAAGACCUGAACAGGAUCCUCGAGUGUCCCCUCAUGGCAUUUGUACAAGAGUUUCGCUUCCGGCCUCCUCCAGUCUACUGCGAGAUCGACCCAAACCCUCAGACCACCACCAUGAGACCUCGCUGCAUGACGUAUUGAACCAGUAGCCAAGCUACUUGCAUUAACCUAAUAAGUCAAAGAGAUUUGUUGUCUCCUGGAUCACUUCUCUUUCGGGAUAAUCGUCUCCUGGUCCUGCUCAGUGUUCCCUAGAUGCAGCACCCCGAGAGAGAGUGAGAGGCAUGGGCGAGCAGGAGCUCGAAGUCCUUGUUUCCUAAAAUGAAGUGGAUGCUUUUCCUGUCAGAAGGGAAGCAACUUCAUCUGUGCCCAGCCUUCCCUGAUUUUUCCUCAGCUCCUGAUGAAACUGACCAGGAUCAGACCAGGAAGAGUUGAUGGAAAGUUGCCGUAGCUGUAACGUCUUUGGAGGAGGGUGGCGCUUUUGAUGACGGUUCUGGUCGUCUUACAGUAGAGAUGCACAGAUGUCUGCGUGGCGUCUGUAGUUUCACGCAGCAACGUGUGUUCUGGCAACCGUUUGUUCAACAGCAGUGUGCCUUUGGAUGAUUUGUGCUGAAGCACAUACUGUAACUGAAAAGUUGUAUAAGCAGUUUUACGUAUGUUAUGCAUGCAGCUGAACGAAAUGUGAAAGGGAAGACACUUAUGCUUUAAUUAUAUACUUUUAUUGCAUUGUAAGAUUACUUCAGUUGUGUUAUGAAGCCUAGAACAAAAAAAAAACUAUGUUGACAAGUACAGGUUGUGAUGAACGCAGUGCUGUUUGGAUAUGAUUUGUUGAGAAAGCCACAUGAGGCUCUGAGGUUAGCACCCAGCUGCCAAACAAAAAGAGCCAUGUGGUCUGGAGAGGUUUUGAUGAGAGCCAGAUGCCUUGGUGGCGAGAGGCCACAGCAACACACUGCUCAGCAUUCAACUGAAGUUGCAGCAAAGGGUGCAUGGACAAAGAACAUUCCAAAAAACAGUCUUGGGGCUCUGCUCACCCCACAACUGCCAAACUGCCACAAAAAAAGCAUUCAGGGUCAGCUGGGUGACGGCUGCAGUGUCACACACUGAAAAACAGAAUGUAUUGUUUUUUUUUUUGUUUUUGUUUGAACUCAAAUGCAAUAUUCCAGCCAGUUUUCUACUUCUUUUUUUAAUAAAAUGUUGUGAAUGUAUGUCC